Molecule: messenger RNA, 4044 nt
Organism: Clupea harengus (Atlantic herring)
Lineage: Eukaryota; Metazoa; Chordata; Actinopteri; Clupeiformes; Clupeidae
Gene: ophn1
Product: oligophrenin 1
Biological process (GO): signal transduction
Cellular component (GO): cytoplasm
Molecular function (GO): protein binding; GTPase activator activity
Source: RefSeq, a predicted model, not a curated record
CUCGCUUUUUUCUUUUCAUUGCCCUGCCCGCAUUUGUCCAUUCACUCCCACAACAAGGAAAAGUGUCAAGGGAAUAUUUUUUCAUGCGACUGUAAGCGAGUCUGCUUAAAUACAAUAUCACACACUUAGACCUACACUUGUUUGGAGUACUUGAUUCUCUUACAUAUUGGAUUACUUGAACGAGCAACCUACUCAGUACAUGCAUAGCGGAGGGACUGACUAUCCGAGCCUAUUCUUUGCAAUGUACAGCAAAAGUACGCUGAUGGGGACUUCAUUCGAAUAGGAUUAUCAAAGAACGCGACCAAUUUUGCGGACAGCAGACAACACCACCACUACACCAUCACCUUUCGGCGCACUGUUCAAAGGCAAUCCCCUUACAGAUUAAUUGAAGUUUAUUUCCAAGCGUGUCGUGUGAAGAGCAAAGGAGAUGGGGCAUCCUCCUCUGGAGUUUAGCGACUGUUAUUCGGAUAGUCCUGAUUUUAGAGAGAGAUUGAAAUGUUACGAACAAGAACUGGACAGAACCAGCAAGUUUCUUAAGGAAGUGAUCAAAGAUGGGAAUAGUGUUAUAAGCACAAUAAAGGGAUACUCCUUGGCUGUUCAGAAGUUUUCACAGACUCUUCAGUCAUUCCAGUUUGACUUCAUCGGGGAUACACUGACCGAUGAUGAAAUCAACAUUGCUGAGUCAUUCGGUGAAUUUGCUGGGCUGCUCCAGGAAGUGGAAACUGACAGGAUGAUGCUGGUUCAGAAUGCCUGCGACCUGCUCAUCAAACCUCUGGAGAAAUUCCGCAAGGAGCAGAUUGGCGUGACGAAGGAACGAAAGAAGAAGUUCGAGAAGGAGAGUGAGAAGUAUUACUCUCAGCUGGAUAAACACGUCAACCUCUCUGUGAAGAAGAAGGAAACUCAGCUUCAGGAGGCAGAUGAACAGCUUGAUAAGGAGAAGCUGAACUUCUAUGAGUCUUCUGUGGAAUAUGUCUACCAGAUCCAACAGGUGCAGGACAGGAAGAAGUUCGAUGUGGUUGAGCCGGUGCUGGCAUUCCUCCAGAGUAUCCUCACCCUGAACAACCUGACUGUCGAAAUGACCCAGGACUUUCUGCCCUACAAACAGGAACUGCAGCUCAGCCUACAGAAUACACGUAACCACUUUGAGAGCACUCGAGACUCGAUGGAGGACCUGAUGAAGAGAAUGAAGGAGCCGUCUCAGAUUGGCAAGAUGCACGGGCAGGCCACAAUCCAAGGCUACCUCUACGUCCAGGAGAAAUGGGCUUUGGGGGUGACUUGGGUGAAAUACUACUGCAAGUAUCUCAAAGACAACAAACUUUUUGAUAUGGUGCCCGUUGAACAGAAGACUACAACCAAACAGACUCCCUCUAAGCUCACCCUGAAGUCCUGCAUCCGCCGGAAAUCCGAGUCCAUCGACAAGCGUUUCUGCUUCGAAAUAGAAAUCGUAGAGAGGAAUAGCCCCCUGACUCUGCAGGCAGUGUCAGAGGAUAACAGGAAACAGUGGAUCGAGGCUAUGGACGGGAAAGAGCCAAUUUACCAUUCUCCAAUUCAAAAACAAGCUGAAAUGGAGCUGAACGAGGUUGGAUUCAAGUUUGUUCGAAAGUGCAUCAACUUCGUGGAGACCAAAGGCGUUACCCAGGAAGGGUUAUACAGGACAGUUGGCAGCAACAUCCAGGUCCAGAAGCUACUGAAUGCUUUCUUCGACUCAAAGUGCCCCGGUGAUGUGGAUUUCAACAGCAGUGACUGGGACAUAAAAACUAUCACCAGCGCCAUGAAAUUUUACCUUCGGACUCUGAGUGAACCAUUGAUGACUUAUGGCCUCCACAGCAAACUCAUUUUAGCUGCAAAAUCAGAAAGUCUGGAUUUCCGGUUGGGCACGAUCCACUCCCUGGUCUACAAACUGCCAGUGGUGAACCGCGAAAUGCUGGAACUCCUCAUUCGCCAUCUUCUCAGUGUGUGUUGUCACUCAGAGGAAAACUUGAUGACACCUUCAAACAUGGGUGUGAUCUUUGGCCCUACACUGAUGCGGGCAGAGGAAGAGACAGUGGCGGCCAUGCUGGAAAUCAAGUUCCAAAACAUUGUCGUAGAGAUCCUCAUUGAUGACUUCAAGAAGAUCUUCAGUGGCCCCCCAGAGGAGAGCUCUGCCCCCCCAGUGCCUCCCCCGAGAGCUGUCCCGAGGAAGCGGCAGCCCAUCACCAUCUCCAAGCGCACUCCGCGCUCCUACCCCGCCUUACAAAUGCCCAACGCAGAGUUGAGGGAGCUGAAUGGCAGUGCCCACAAUGGCGUAGAGUCGGAGGGGGACCUGCACCCCAGCAGCCCUACCCCACCGCAGAGAACCAAGCUUGUUCCCCCUUCCUGCUCUCCGCCCUCUAUCCCUUCCUCCUGCCAUCCUUCCUCUGUCCCUGCGUCCUCUGGCGCCCGUCUUCCGCUCCCACUGAAACCCACCCCCACGCCCCGACCGCAGGACUGGCACUCCGACAGCGACGUUGCCAAGAUGGUUGCUAGGCUGCAAGAUGGAGGCCAUCGAACCGACACCACGGGGAACGGGGAGUCGGGAGUGGCGGUCGGCCGUGCGCAGUCCUUCCAGGGCAAGAAGCCCCUGCCACGUGGAGCCCAAGAAGGAAACGGUGAGAGCUUAAUGAAAGGACGGUCGUUCUCCGAGAAACACUCCAUCUGCAGGCCCCCGACCAGACCCCCCGACCCACCCAAUCGGACACCCACCAGACCUCUCUCCUCUCCCACCAGCGAAGACUCUCGUGCAUCUUAUGUGGCCUCCAAGACAAAGUUUUUUGAGAAUGCAUCACGACAGACGGGAGGGUCAACUGUCCCUUCCCCGACAUCUGAGAAUUCCAAAUGAGAUUACUAGCUCCCUCUAUAUUCAACUGGUUCUGAAGAAGAAUAAGCCCCCCCCCCCCCCCUACACACACCACUGCUUUUCCAGCACUUUUGCAUUUAUCUUGUGCCUGUUGUGUUGCUUGGAAACAGUUUACAAACAGUUCUAUUAAUAGCUAUUUUUUUAGAGAGAGAGAGAGAGAGAGAGAGAGAGAGACCUUCCUGGCCUUACCUUUCAGUGAUAGCAGUGUGUGUCAUAUAAGUUUGUAAGUAAUGUAAACGUGAUGGGGCUCCUACCACGCCUGCAUUUACAAAUGUUACCUAAAGAGAGAAAGUAGAGGAACGGGGGGGGGGGGUGCCGUGAUACUCACUUAUCAUUCUCUCUGAAGCACAUCUCAUGGAGGAAUCAGACUGCAGAAUAAGUACUCGUUUAAACUUCAACCUAUACAUGCGUUUACCUGUGUGUUUGUGGUUGUGUGUGUGUGUGUGUGAGAGAGAGAAAGAGAGAGAGAGAGAGAGAGAGAGAGAGAGGGAUAAAGACUAUAAAGACUAUAGAGUCAUAAUGACUCAGUCUCUAAGAGGUGCAACAGUAUUCUCCAGUGGCAUCACCACAUAUGUUGAUGGUACUGUGGUCAGACUAACACUUUGGUUUGUUUUCUUUUCAUUUUGAGUUUUGUGUAGCACUCGUGACAAGUGUUUUGCUUUGGGAUUUCAUAUAAUUUCAUCUGACCUGAUGGCCUUGGUGUAGAACUUUCUUGCAUAAGCUUUUUACAAAUGUUUACUUACUGAAUGUCUUUUUUUGUGAAUUUGAAAUGUGAAAGGUGCAAAGGGUGACAGAGGGAUCAAGAUGUGGAAUUCUUGAACAUCAGACAUUUUGGGAAUAUUUUAUUUAUUUGUAUUUUGUGGUGAAAAAAAAAAAACCGUUUUCCUCAUUUGUUUUUAUCCUUUAGUUGUCUCUUGUGUUACAGUGAGAGGCCUCAUUUAUGGACAUUCCUAAGUGUCUUCCUGUUUGUGUGUUUGAAUCUGGGUCACUUUUGUCUGCUUGAUGUUUACAGAAAUAGUAAAGAACGCAUCUCCCUGUGCACUAAACUGGCUCUUCUCACCACUACAAUGCAACACUCAUGUUAAAUGUAUGUACGAAUUGUCUUGAAUGUACUGCAAGAAAAUCAGAAGGAAAACAUUUUUAUACCAAAUAAAGUGGUCCAAGUGGUC